AUGUUUCCUCGAGACCCUCUCUCAAAUUAUUCAAUUCUUCUUCUCAUUUCCGCGAACGGCUCAUUCAGUCCGGCGAGCUCGGCGAAAUAUAGCGAUGCGAAUUGUGAGAAAUGGGAUCGACGCCUUAAUGCUGAAAAAUGUCGAGCCGGAUGGUCGUCCUUUAUGCGGAAUAACGUGAAGCAUUGCGUUCAGGUGUUCCCGAACGCUGUGAGCAUCGUCGACGCCAAAAAAUGCUGCGCCCAAUAUGGAAGUGGUGGAGUUUUGGCGGGAUUUCAAGAUGAGACUGAAAGAAAUCGAGUCAUCGGCUAG
Molecule: messenger RNA, 309 nt
Organism: Caenorhabditis bovis
Lineage: Eukaryota; Metazoa; Nematoda; Chromadorea; Rhabditida; Rhabditidae
Source: the annotation of a GenBank genome assembly